GUCUUCGGUCCAGAAUUUUUAGAAUUUCGGGUUUCAGUCCGGUCUGGUCCAUAUCCGGUUGUCAUUUGGUCCAGACCGAAAUGACCGACGAUAUUCAUUAACUCCCGAUUUCCUCCCCAUCAUCCUUGUCACAUCUUAUCUUCCUCAUGGAAGCCUUCUCACUUAAUGGACAACAUCUUCUACGCCGUGUCCGCCGGUCACCCACCAAACUCCUCCUUCGAUCAUGCCGGUCCUAUUGCACCCAAACACCACCGGAAAAGAUGCCGGGAAACGUCAUAUCGUAGCAGCCGCCGUCCAUGCCGCUGCCCAAUCUGCUUCGGCCACCACACGCAGCAGCGAGCCUCCCCACCACUCCCAAACGCCUCCUGAGGUCUAUACGACCCCAUCGCCACCAGCAUCGUGGGAUUUGGACGCCGGAAUCGCUGGGAAUCAGUUGCAACCUAUCACGACAGUUUUCGGGGGGUAUUUGCAGAUUCCGGCCACCUCCAGGAAAUUCGACGUCACGCACCCACCCAGACAUCUUCCUGACAUCUUUAGGACCCACCCUGACUCCUCAAUUGCAGAAUUUGAUUCGGGAUUGCAAAACCCCCAAUUUUCCACACCUAGGGUUUCGCCAGUGGGGAAAGUUUCAAUCCCGACCACACCUGGAUUCGGUCUUUUCGGUUUGGACCAGUUCAGUCCAUAGGAUUUCGGGUCGAUCCAGUCCAAAACCGACUACAUUUAGGUCUGGUCUUCGGUCUAAAUUUUAGCAUAGUUCGGUUUUUGGAAAACAAGAAUCCAUUAAGAUUUGGUACUCAAGAAUGAAGUCGAAACACUAAAACUAGCGUAGAAUAUAGGUAGAAACCAAUGUAAGGAUAUGACUUUAUAUACCUAUAUUCACAAGCUCAAAAGCACUCACAAAAUAUGUUUAAAACCAUCACAUAAACACUUUCAAAAUAUCUAAAAGGUUUUAAACUCAAACACGAAGGAUUAAGGGAAUUUU
Messenger RNA from Cuscuta campestris, 982 nucleotides. Lineage: Eukaryota; Viridiplantae; Streptophyta; Magnoliopsida; Solanales; Convolvulaceae. The record is from the annotation of a GenBank genome assembly.